CUGAGGAAGCAGGUAAGACUGCGGAAGGAAACUGGACUGUCAUAUUUGAUAAACAAGCUUUCUGAACGCUGAAGCGCGUCUGUGCUGGAUCGAUCUGAUUAUUCCCCGCAGCUUUGAUCAUCGAUAAACACGUUUAGUCAGCAUGACAACCAAGCGCAGACUGAUAACUGACUCAUUCAAGGUGGUAAAGAAAGCCAGGAGGGGGGGCAAACGAGAGAAGACUCCUACUCCUCCACCACAGACAGAACCUGAGACUGAAACGGUCAGAGAGGAGGAGCUGCAGAAGCUCAGGCAGUUUGAUCUGGACUGGAGAUUUGGGCCCUGCACAGGUAUCAGCAGGCUGCAGAGAUGGGAGAGAGCAAAGCUUCAUGGCCUGAACCCACCUGAGGAGAUCAGAGACCUGCUGCUGCAAAACACUGACCCUGAGUACAAACUGAGCCUAUGGCGUGAAUAUCCUUUGUGAGGAAGUCAACAUAAGAAAGAGAAAAGGACAUCGACCCCAACAAUAGUCAAAUCAUGUUUGUUCACAUUUCAACAUUUUGAAACAUAUACCCAAAUUACCAGUAAGUGUCAGAGGGGCUCACUGUCUGUACAGUGUUGACCUUCUAUCUUCAGACCCUUAAAAACUCCAGAAAAAAAAAAUAGAAUAAAUGAAAAAGGAGAAACCACAUCAUCAGGUGAGAUAUUCCUCUCUCAGCAUUUAGAUAGAAGAAUGUCAGAACAUUCAGAAGUGUUUUUUCUUGCAGUUGUACUAUGUUGUUUUAUACACACUAAGUUUUAUUAACAUUUUUAAUAAUAAAAAAAAAAAUCCACCA
Toxotes jaculatrix (banded archerfish) is the source of this 815-nucleotide messenger RNA. It is a transcript of the gene pold4, whose product is annotated as DNA polymerase delta 4, accessory subunit. Gene Ontology annotation, biological process: DNA-templated DNA replication; DNA synthesis involved in DNA repair. Bases 143 to 463 code for a protein of 106 amino acids. Lineage: Eukaryota; Metazoa; Chordata; Actinopteri; Toxotidae. The transcript is spliced from 5 exons. Gene Ontology annotation, cellular component: delta DNA polymerase complex. Gene Ontology annotation, molecular function: DNA-directed DNA polymerase activity. The record is from RefSeq and is a predicted model, not a curated record.